CCGUGAUCGAGAGGGGUUGACAGCGCGAAGCUUUGGAAGGGCGAAGCGGAGAGGCUGAUCAUACCAUACAAAAUGUAUUAGGGUCCGAGAACAGAACGAGGAAUACAAUGUUAUGGCUGCAGAGAAGGGAACGCUAGAGUUGAUUGCCAUACUUUUCCCUCUGAAGGAAAUAUACCUUGACUGUGAGAAAGUGAGGGCUGCAGAUGCUGGAGGUCAGAGCUGAAAAAUGUGUUGCUGGAAAAACGCAGCAGGUCAGGCAGCAUCAAAGGAGCAGGAGAAUCGACGUUUCGGGCAUGAGCCCUUCUUCAGGAAUGAGGAGGGUGUGCCAAGCAGGCUAAGAUAAAAGCAGAAACUGUCAAGGUUGGAAGUGGUUCAGUCCUGGAUGUUUUUAACAGCAGACUCCAAGUCUAGCAGACACUGGUGAGCUCUCUGCUUUUUCAGCAGAUCAGACGAUGGAUCAAAUCCCUUCUCAGAUGCAUGGUGCAUGUGAACAGUCUCUCUUCAGUGUGAACCCACUUAUGUUUCUCGUAGAAUUUGAAAGGGAGGGUUUACAAAUGGAAAGCUCAAACCAAACAUCAGCUCAAGACCUGACAGAUGAGCUCAGUUCAUCAGAUGAAUAUCGUCGGCCUUUGAACAUGGAAGGAGAAAGUAGCAUUGACAGUGAAAAGAAACUGUAUGCAUGCUCUGUGUGUAGACGAGGCUUCAGCCAGUCAUCUGACCUGUCCAAACACCAGUGUGGUCACAACAGGGAAAAACCAUGGAAAUGUGGGGACUGUGGGAAGGGAUUCAAUUGCCCAUCUGACCUGGAAACUCACUGGCGCAGUCACACUGGGGAGAGACCAUUCACCUGCCCCGACUGCGGGAAGGGGUUCACUCAAUCAUCUGACCUGCUGAGACACCAGCGAGUUCACACUGGGAAGAGGCCGUUCACCUGCACAGAGUGUGGGAAGGGAUUCUCUCAGUCGUCGCACCUUCUGACGCAUCAGCGAAUUCACACCGGAGAGAGACCAUUCACUUGCCCCGAGUGUGGGCAGGGAUUUACUCAGCUAUCGACCCUGCUGAGACACCAGCGAAUUCACACUGGGGAGAGGCCGUUCACCUGUCCCAAGUGUGGGAAGGGAUUCACUGAGUCGUCCCAUCUGUUGACACACCAGCGAGUUCACACUGGGGAGAGACCGUUCACCUGCACCGAGUGUGGUAAGGGUUUCAUUCGGUCGUCUACCCUGCUGAUACACCAGCGAGUUCACAAUGGGGAGAGACCAUUCACCUGCUCCAAAUGUGGGAAGGGAUUCACAACUUCCUCCACCCUCCUGAAUCACCAGCGCAUUCACACCGGGGAGAGGCCGUUCACUUGCUCCCAGUGCGGGAAGGGCUUCAGUCAGUUAUCCAAUCUGCUGGCCCACCAGCGGGUUCACACUGGGGAGAGGCCAUUCUCGUGCUCUGAGUGCGGCAAGGGAUUCACCACCUCUUCCACGUUGCUAAAUCACCAGCGCGUUCACACAGGGGAGAGGCCAUUCACCUGCCCCGAUUGUGGGAAGGGAUUCAGUCAGUCAUCCAACCUGCUGACACACCAGCGAGUUCACACUGGGGAACGGCCAUUCAUCUGCAUCAAGUGUGGGAAGAGAUUUGCUCGUUCAUCCAACUUGCUGACACACCAGCGAAUUCACGAGGAACCACAGUGAUUGAAGUUUGCUCUCAAUCACAUCCAGGCUUGAACUAUGUUCAAUGGACUCUAAUUCUCCUGAGGCAAAUAAACUCAACCCAAUCUGGGUGAUAAUACUGUGUAAAUGAAAUAAAUAACCUUUGUCUUACGCACAAAAA
Hemiscyllium ocellatum (epaulette shark) is the source of this 1821-nucleotide messenger RNA. Its product is annotated as zinc finger protein 239-like. The record is from RefSeq and is a predicted model, not a curated record. Gene Ontology annotation, molecular function: DNA-binding transcription activator activity, RNA polymerase II-specific; RNA polymerase II cis-regulatory region sequence-specific DNA binding. The transcript has 5 exons. Lineage: Eukaryota; Metazoa; Chordata; Chondrichthyes; Orectolobiformes; Hemiscylliidae. Gene Ontology annotation, cellular component: nucleus. Bases 453 to 1682 code for a protein of 409 amino acids. Gene Ontology annotation, biological process: regulation of transcription by RNA polymerase II.